Molecule: messenger RNA, 2877 nt
Organism: Nomascus leucogenys (northern white-cheeked gibbon)
Lineage: Eukaryota; Metazoa; Chordata; Mammalia; Primates; Hylobatidae
Gene: ACBD4
Product: acyl-CoA binding domain containing 4
Exons: 11
Coding region: 1312-2340 (342 amino acids)
Biological process (GO): fatty acid metabolic process
Molecular function (GO): fatty-acyl-CoA binding
Source: RefSeq, a predicted model, not a curated record
GAGGGGCCAGGGCGGGAAGGGGGCGGGGCCAGGCGGUGGCCUGGAACCCCGGAGCCUCAGCGCUCGCCCCUGCUCGUGAGUCCAUCUCCCCUUCGUCCGGGCGAGCCUCUGAUCUUGGCCGCGACGGUGACUAGAGCCCCCAUGCUGCGGGGCUGGGGGUGGGAGCUGGCACUGGGGACGAGGACCGCCCUCUGGCACAGACACCUUCUCCUUCCCGGGGGCCCUGACUCGAGGCUGACGCAGGACCCCCUCCUCCUUCCCUUCCGCGUCCCCGUCGCGCCACAGGCCUCAACAGGGAACCAGAACCGGGACGGGACGCAGGGCCGGGAGCGACGGCAGAGCCCCGGGAGCUGAGCCGCGCGAGGCAGCGCGAACCCGAAGGGAUGGGCAUGGGGGUGGGAAGGUUGGCAGUGACGUCAUAGGAUUAACCUUCCUGUGCCAGGCCAGGUGCUGCCCCCUUGGAGAGCCACAGUCUCGGAGCGGACGGACCUGGGGAGCGUGAGGCAGAGCCGAGCCUGGAGUCCCCAGCAACUGGUUCUGGGUUCGAGGCUUGGACAGGCCGGCACCCUAGCCCGGCACCCGCGGUGUAGUUGUCUGCGACGUCCACCCGUGGGUGGGCAUCCGCGUGCAGGUUCUGGUGGCCGAGUCGGUGCCUAAGUGUCUAGAGAGCUGAGUGGGUUGCCUCGGAUCGGCCAGGCCUGGAUAUCAGCGAACAGAUGCGGAUUUCCACCAGGGGGCGCUAGGACGCCACGACCUUUCACUAUGUGCACCAGGGGGCGCUGCCGCCCGCCUUGGCCAUCCCGGGCUGGGAAGUCCGACCCUUGGAUUAAGCCCCGCCUGAUUGGGAAAGGCUCUGAGAAACUAUUUGCAUGAUCUUGAAAGGGCCGUGCUGAAUGGUUGAAGUAGGUAAGCCGAAUGUGAAACAGGCUCUCUCAUUGGCCUAAAUUUCCCCCCUCGCUCUGCGUCGCCAUCCCGGCCCUGCUGGACCCCGGGGUCAGUAGGAAGCCGCGGGGUGGUGGUGAGAGAGGAUCCAGGUGUCCUGGCGGUGGGCGCCGCGGGACACAGGCUGGGCCAAGGUGCAGGCGGCCAGGCUGGAAGACUGUUCGCCCCGCCCUGACUCCUCCUCUCUUGCUUCUCCACCUGUCCAGGAGUUGGAGAUGUGCACCUAAAGGAGGCUCAUUUGGGGACGCACACAUCUGGCACUGAGGCCCUCGCCACCUGCCUCUCCACCUGCCGAGGCCCUGGCGACCCUGACCCCACCACGCUGCCUUGAGAGUCGCUCAAAAGUAGGGCCCCAGGGCUCGCAGCAGCAUGGGCACCGGGAAAGAAAGCCCAGAGCCCGACUGCCAGAAACAGUUCCAGGCUGCAGUGAGCGUCAUCCAGAACCUGCCUAAGAACGGUACUUACCGCCCCUCCUAUGAAGAGAUGCUGCGAUUCUACAGUUACUACAAGCAGGCCACUAUGGGGCCCUGCCUGGUCCCCCGGCCCGGGUUCUGGGACCCCAUUGGACGAUAUAAGUGGGACGCCUGGAACAGUCUGGGCAAGAUGAGCAGGGAGGAGGCCAUGUCUGCCUACAUCACUGAAAUGAAACUGGUGGCACAGAAGGUGAUCGACACAGUGCCCCUGGGUGAGGUGGCAGAGGACAUGUUUGGUUACUUCGAGCCCCUGUACCAGGUGAUCCCUGACAUGCCGAGGCCCCCAGAGACCUUCCUGAGAAGGGUCACAGGUUGGAAAGAGCAGGUUGUGAAUGGAGAUGUUGGGGCUGUUUCAGAGCCUCCCUGCCUCCCCAAGGAACCAGCACCCCCAAGCCCAGCUUCCCUCUGGGCAGUAACUCUACCAACCCCUCCACAGAGUCCCAUUCACCCAGGGACCUGGACUCCGAGGUUUUCUGUGAUUCCCUGGAGCAGCUGGAGCCUGAGCUGCAGGUUUGGACAGAGCAGCGGGCAGCAUCUGGAGGACAGCGUGACCCCAGGAAGAGCCCCGUGCCCCCCGCAGAGAAAGAGGGGUUGUGGGGCAGCCCGCCAGGGCCCCAGGAGUUGGACGUGUGGCUGCUGGGGACAGUUCGAGCACUACAGGAGAGCAUGCAGGAGGUGCAGGCGAGGGUGCACAGCCUGGAGAGCAUGUCCCGGCCCCCUGAGCAGAGGCCGCAGUCCAGGCCCAGUGCUCGGCCAUGGCCCCUUGGGCUCCCGGGGCGCGCGCUGCUCUUCUUCCUCCUGUGGCCCUUCGUCGUCCAGUGGCUCUUCCGAAUGUUUCGGACCCAAAAGAGGUGACUGUCAGUGGAGGGGUCUCUGCAGCCAACUGACACUAUCUUGCUGUGCCCUGAGCCUUCCUAGGGUUUAGAAGAACAGCAUUCAAAAUGUCCCCUCCUGUCAGUGUUUGCCUUCGCACCUCCUCCCCUAAAGCAGCGCGGGGGGGCAAAUAAGACCCCACCCCUCCCUGCAGCUUCACAGGGACGCUUCCUUCCCUCCCCGCAACCACCCCAGGCUCCCUGGGAGGCUGCAGUUGUGGUACACGUCCCCGGUGCUGGGUUGGCCGUGACUCGGGGGCGGGGCUGUCGGGUCUCAGCCCCUGCCCUCCCCACUCUCUGGGUCACCUGACUCUUCCCACCCCUGCUUCUCCCCGAGGAGGUUCAGCUCUUGAGCAAGUUGGGACUUGGGCCGGGGCCUGGAAGAAUGAUUGGCUGGGAGGCUGCGGGAGGGUGGCCAGGAGGCCCGGACCAGUUGGGAGGAGUGAGCAGGCCCCGGGGGAGGGGGAUGAGCGCAGUUUGCUCGCUUUCCUCCCCUGCCGGCCCCCUCGGCCCCCACACACACUCAGGACGUCUUCAUUGAAGAUUCACUUACAAACGAAUGUUUCACUAAAUAAAAGAAAACCAUAAUC